Messenger RNA from Nycticebus coucang (slow loris), 6060 nucleotides. RefSeq names its product ATP synthase membrane subunit j (gene ATP5MJ). The transcript has 4 exons. The record is from RefSeq and is a predicted model, not a curated record. Gene Ontology annotation, cellular component: mitochondrion. Bases 183 to 359 code for a protein of 58 amino acids. Lineage: Eukaryota; Metazoa; Chordata; Mammalia; Primates; Lorisidae.
ACAGUUCCUUCCGCCUUCCCGGCAACCUCCGCGCGGCGCCUGCGCACGCGGUGACCUUUAACGAUAUCUGGCUGUGGACCUCUGCUGGGUCCAGCCGUUGCUUUGGCGUUGAGGUGAGUUUGGGGGACCUGGUUCCGGCUGGCUGGGUUCAGGCGAGCCCAGACCAUGCUGGGAGAAGGCCGAUGCUUCAAAGCAUUAUUAAAAAUGUGUGGGUCCCCAUGAAACCUUACUAUACUGAAGUUUACCAGGAGAUCUGGAUCGGAAUGGGGUUGAUGAGCUUCAUUGUUUAUAAAAUCAGGAGUGCUGAUAAAAGAAGUAAAGCUUUGAAAGCUCCUGCACCUGCUCAUGGUCAUCACUAACCAGCCUCACUUGGAGCACACAAGAGAUGGACCCGUAGAGCUAAGCAAAGCUGUGUCACAUGGACUGUCCCUGUGUACUUGUAUAAGUAGCAUGUACUCAUGGCAUGAAUAAAUGUGUCUGUGAGAUGCACCACAUCCGGACUGCUUUCAGUGUGUCCCUUCUCAGCUCUGUCCUGUGUCCAGGAAUGCUCAGUAGAUCAUUUGUAAUGUACCAGAUGAAACCAGAAUCUCAGAACCCCAAGGAAGGGAAAUGUUAAUAUCUCAAUUGUCACCAGAGUUGAGGAUCAGGAUCUAGACACCCAGGCUGUGUUGCUUAGUAAAUGUUUGAUAAGCAUGAUUCUGCUACUUGUGCCUGUCCGAGCCUCUGUCUUCUCAUCUGGAAGAUGGAGAUGUUAGUUAUGUAAGUUCUAAGAGUUAGGAUGGUCAGUGGGGGGUAGGGAAGCAUUAUUCAGACCAUAACAUGCUGUAGGAAUAGGUAGCAUUAGAGCACAUGGUGUGUAAAAUUACAGGCUUUAGGAGAAAAUGCUACCAGUAGGCGGCGCCUGUGGCUCAGUGAGUAGGGCGCCGGCCCCAUAUGCCAAGGGUGGUGGGUUCAAACCCAGCCCCUGCCAAACUGCAACAAAAAAAUAGCCGGGUGUUAUGGCGGGCACCUGUAGUCCCAGCUAUUCAGGAGGCUGAGGCAAGAGAAUCACUUAAGCCCAGGAGCUGGAGGUUGCUGUGAGCUGUGUGAUGCCACGGCACUCUACCAAGGGCCAUAAAGUGAGACUCUGUCUCUAAAAAAAAAAGAAAGAAAAUGUUACCAGUAAAUAAUCGCUUAAGAGGCAAAUUAUAUAUUGUAAAAACAGCCGAUUGAUAUUUCUUCCAGCAAGGCUAACAUCAGAUGAACACUGCAUGAUAUUUAGCUCCAUCUAAGGCAGUUACCAGAACCCUAGAAUGGCAUGCAGCAAGCAAGUGUAGGAGUAAAUCCAGUUUGAAAUCUGCUACUUAGCAGUUUAGUGGAGUCCAGCUGUGGAAUAGAAAUGAUGGCCCGAUCUGGCUAUCCUGUCCUCUUGAGAGCAGAGGCACCUGUUUCUCCUUUGUAUCUCUAUCAUUUAGCAUCAGGUCUGGCCCAUGGCAGGUGCCUGACAACCACUUACUGUGAGAUAUCUGUGAGCUUCAUUUUCUUUCGUAAGAUGGAGAUAAAAUCCACCUUGUCUACCUUAGUAAGAGCCUCAGGGAUGCUAGACUCAGUAAGAAGUUUGCAUGAAGACAUUAGGCAGCACCAAUGGAAGUCAUCAUUGGAUUGUGUGAGAUUCAGAAAGUUCAGUUCUAACACAAUAAUCACUUAAAAAAAAAAAAAAAGACUGGGUCUCACUGUGUUGCGCAGGCUGUUCUCCAACACCUGACCUAAAGCAAUCCUCCUGCCUCAGCCUCCCAAGACAUUGGGAUUACAAGCAUGAGCUACCACUCCUGGUCAUACUUAAUUUCUCUGUUCCACAUUUUCUUCUCUUACACCUGCAGAGGAAGAAUUGGCACUGUGGUACACAAACAGUCUGCACCGCUAUUCAAGCUUUGGUGUGCGUUAGGACCACUGGGCCCAAGUGUUUAUGAUUCCACUUGUCUGGAAGGAGCUGAUGCCCAGGAAAAUUGCUGAUAAUACAAAGGACAGGCACUAGCUCUGCCUUGACACCCCCCGCAGCCCUUACAUCCGCUGCAUCAAUAGUGGCCAUUCCCUGUGGUUUGCCCCAGCCUCCAGCCCUGUGCCGUUCAUCUUAGUGCAUUUACUCCUAGGACCUAAUGAGGCACCAACACAGUUCUGUGGUCCAGACAGGGAACUGAGGUUAGAGGCAGUAAUGUGGCAAAGAUGUCAAGGCUGACAAGUGCGGGGGCCAGGACUUGCACCCAAGGGUCUGAACUCAUCCAGGGAGAGCUGCUCCUGAAGCCGCAGAAAGGGGAGUGCCUUCUCACAGGGCCGGACUGUUCCUCUUCUCCCUCCUCUACCUGAGAGUCCUCAGAGUGAAGAAAAAUUCUCUUAUAAAAAAAGAUAUUUGUGACCCCACCAUGUAUGUCUGUGCAGAGCUAAUGUGAGAGUAGGAAAUUAUAUUUCCUAUCCCAGAACCCACUUCACCUUCUAAAUCCCUCAGGGUUUUAGAAAUGCCUAGUUCACAUACUAAGAGCAGCCUGUAAGUGGGAGCAGACUUUGUCACCAGAAGAUUGUCACCUGGGGCUUCCCAGUGGGUGCAGCCAGCAGCCAAUAAAAGGUAUGCACAGAAUUCAGAAGCAGAGAGGGUGAGGUAACAGAUAGUUUCAGGAAUUUCAAAGAAACCCACAUAUUCAUCCCUUUCUUAGUGGUGCUUUCAAAGCUGCUACAGGUAAAAACCUAAAGGCAGGGAGAACAAGUCAGGCAACUGAAGAUUAAGGUGGUUUUAAACAAAACACUAUGCUUUCCCUUAACUGCAAGCCAGCCUCUGGGAGGAGGCAUUGUCUCUCUCUUUGCCUGUCACUGCAUGGCCCAGGGGUACAUGCAUCCAGACACCCUGGAGGGCAUGGUUUCUGCUGCCCUGGUGGAGCUGUGUCUCCAGAGCAUGCAGCUGCUGACCACCAGAGGGCCAGGCUGUAACCUGCUGCUUUGCCAUUGACUCACUGGGGCUGCACAAUGUCAACUCAGCUCAUACUGGGAGUCCAUUUCACAGCCCAGUUCUCAUUUUAUUAGGAACAAAAAUGUCACAAGGGCCCAGAUGGGAUAAUGAGCUUGCAUUAGAGGAUGACUGCCUGGUUGACAAACCAGCUAGUUAACUGGUAGACCAGAAUCCAGAACCUGACCAUCUGGCUUUGGAAUCAGGACUUGGACUGUGGUCUGGCUUCAGAUGGCUGCAUCAUCUGUGCAGUGCACGUGAUCUUGCUCAGGGCCCAGCGAUGGCCAGCCCUUGGCCCCCUACUCUGGAAGCCCUGAGUCUAGAGAAUAGGAUAACAGAUGAUGACAGUGCUUGGCAGAACACAUAGCAGGGUGGUCUGUGCCAAUACAGGUGGCCAGAAGGGGCGCCAGCACAAGGGCUCGCCACACCUGGAGCCCUGAGUCAGCUUCCUGGUACCCGCUCAGCUAACUGACACGUGUACCUGGCAUAGGUACAAGUGGGCAUAAAAAGGCAUUUUCUGAUGUGUUUAGGGAGAUUUGAACAUGGACUGGGUAUCAAGUGACAUCAGAGAAAUAAUUGUAUUAGGUUAUUUAGUACCACAAUAAUGACAGUGGGAAAUGUCUUUGGUUUUAGAAAUGCAGACGUUAUAGCCUAGGCAUGAGGUGAUAUCCUGGACGGGUUUCACGGUGCACCAGCAGAUGUCACCUGGAAGUGGGCUGCUGGAUGGAGUGAACAGAGGAGAAGAGAUUGGCUGUGAUGUGGGGGGACAGAUGCACGUGGGGUGCAUAACAAUUCCUUCUUCCAGCCAGGCAGGUGGCUCACACCUGUAAUCCUAGCAGUCUGGGAGGCCAAGGCAGGUUUAUUGCUUGAGCUCAUGAGUUCAAGACCAGUCUGAGCAAAAAGGAGACCCCAUCUCUACUAAAAAUAGAAAAUCUGAGGCAAGAGGAUCGCUUGAGCCCAGGAGUUUGAGGUUGCUGUGAGCUAUUAUGCCACAGCACUCUACCAAGGGCAAGAAAGUGAGACUUUGUCUCAAAAAAAAAAAAAAAACAAUUUCUUCUUCCUUGAUACCUUCUGACUUCUCCUAAUAAAGUUUUAGAACACUGGCAAAAACUAAAAAAACAAGUCAUGCAAUUUAAGCUUUUGUCAGAAUUGUGAUACCUGUUUGAGAAGCCACCACUGCGCAUCCCCAGGCAGUGGGGUGACAGCGCUGCAGACCCACAGUUGAUUCAGUCAGGUGAUGACCACAUCCUUACCACUCUUUCCAGAAUGCAUGUUGCCAGUGUCUAUUACCUAAAUGACAGAAGAGUCAGAUUUUUCAUUUGUUUCCUCCCUGAAGAAUCAUUUAAUAAUGAGCCUAACUCCUACAUCUAUAGGGAAAAUAAUGCCAGAAAAUUCUCAUGUUAUUAGGAACAAAAACCUAUUUUUUAAAUUAACUGUACAACUAAAAACGGAAAUGUAGAUGAUUAUAAAUGGUUUUAUAUUGUCAUCUUCGUCUCUUUCUUCCUUUCAAAUGUAAAGACACGCUUGGUAUUUUCCUCCCAUCUUUAUGUUUGAAAAAUAUAUUCCACUGUAUAAUGAAAGGUCAAGCAUUGGCUGGCACCCUAGCUCAGUGGUUAGGGUGCUGGUCACAUGCACCAGAGCUGGUUCAAACCCAGCCUGGGCCUGCUAAAAAAAAAAAAAAAAAAAAAAAAUAGCCAGGCAUUUUAGUCCCAGCUACUUGGGACACUGAAGCAAGAGAAUCACUUGAGCCCAGGAGUUUGCGGUUGCUGUGAGCCGUGAUGCCACAGCACUCUACCAAGGGCAACAAAAUAAGACUCUGUCUCAAAAAAAAACAAAAAAAAAAAAGAAAGAAAAGAGCAAAUUAUGCCCAAAGCAAGCAAAAGAUAGGAAGUAUUAAAGAUAAGAAAUGCAAUAGAAAACAGAAAAUGGAAAAAGAUCUAUGAAACCAAACGCUGGUUCUUUGGAAAAUUUAAAAAAUGGAUAAACCUCCAGCUGUACUGACAAGAAAAAAUAAAGGGAAGAGGCAGACCAUCAUGAGUGAGAGACGCCGUCACUGUGGACUUGAGAGGGCAGCGAAGGGCAUCGUGAGCAGCUUCAGCAUCAUGAGUGAGAGACGCCGUCACUGGGGACUUGAGAGGGCAGCGAGGGGGGUCGUGAGCAGCUUCAGCAUCAUGAGUGAGAGACGCCGUCACUGUGGACUUGAGAGGGCAGCGAGGGGCGUCGUGAGCAGUUUCAGCAUCAUGAGUGAGAGACGCCGUCACUGUGGACUUGAGAGGGCAGUGAGGGGCGUCGUGAGCAGCUUCAUGCCGGCAAAUUAUACAAGACGUAUGAAAGGGGCAAAUUCCUCAUGAGACACAAAUUACUGCAGCUCAAUCAAGAAAAGAAGGCCAGGCAAGGUGGCUUACACCUGUAAUCCUAGCUCUCUGGGAAGUUUGGAGGCUGAGGCAGGUCGAUUACCUGAGCUCAGGAGUUCAAGACCAGCCUGAGCAAGAGCGAGACCCUGUCUCUACUAAAAAUAGAAAAAGCAGCCAUGCAUCAUGGUGGGCACCUGUAAUCUUAGCUACUGUGGAGGCUGAGGCAAAAAGAUUGCUUUGAGCCCAAGAAAUUUGAUGUUGCUAUGAGCUAUGAUCCAGGCACUCUACCCAGGGCAACAGGGUGAGGCUCUGUCUCAGAAAAAAAAAAAAAUCUAAGGAAUCUAUCACAAAAAUAUCAGACCUAUAAAGUGUGUUUAAUAAGACACCACGUACAAAAUCAGUUUUAUUGUAUUUCUAUAUAUGAGAGCUAUUUGUAAAGUACCCAGCCUGUAAUAUGAAAAACAGAUACAUGACUGGAUACUCUCAGUCCUCUUAAUAGCAACAAAUAGAAAUUGAAACUUCAUGUAGUUUUAACAUUCUGGGAGGCCAAGUAGGAAAAUCCCUUGAGCUCAGUUCCAGACCAGUCUGAGCAAGAGCAAGACCCAUCUCUACUAAAAAUAGAAAAAUCAGCUGGGCGUGGUGACGGUUGCCUGGAGACCCAUCUACUCAGGAGGCUGAGGCAGAAGGAUCACUUGACCCCAAGAGUCUGUGAACUAUAAUCAUACCACUGCA